Messenger RNA from Lycium barbarum (goji berry), 1338 nucleotides. RefSeq names its product wall-associated receptor kinase 5-like. The transcript is spliced from 2 exons. Gene Ontology annotation, molecular function: ATP binding; protein serine/threonine kinase activity. The record is from RefSeq and is a predicted model, not a curated record. Gene Ontology annotation, cellular component: plasma membrane. The coding region runs from base 1 to 1338 and encodes 445 amino acids. Gene Ontology annotation, biological process: cell surface receptor signaling pathway; protein phosphorylation. NCBI's taxonomy places the organism in Eukaryota, Viridiplantae, Streptophyta, Magnoliopsida, Solanales, Solanaceae.
AUGAAUGCAUUCACUCAAUCUCAACCCCCUUGUGGUUCCAUGAGUAUUCUCACUCAAUCUCAACGCCACAGUGGUGUCAUGAGGAAGCCACUCGAUCUCAACCUAUGCUCUGACAGCACUUACGGGGACAAGGGUAUAGGAGCUGUUGGCUUUAUGUCCCUAGUGAUUGGAAUAAUUUGGCUCUAUUUCAGAAUCAAGAAAAGGAAAUUGACUGAAGUUAGGGAGAAAUUCUUCCAACUAAAUGGUGGUUUAUUAUUAAAACACAAGAUCUACUCUAACAAUGGUGGUGUGGAAGCAACAAAAAUUUUUACAGCUGAGGAGCUCAAGAAAGCUACAAACAAUUAUGCUAAAGACAGAAUUCUUGGCCGUGGUGGCCAUGCGAUUGUAUAUAGAGGUGUGCUACGUGAUAACCGCAUAGUUGCUAUUAAAAAAUCUAGAAUUGUGGAUGAGAGUCAAAUUGAGCAGUUUAUUAAUGAGGUGCUUAUUCUGACUCAAAUCAACCAUCGAAACGUGGUGAGGCUUUUUGGGUGUUGUUUGGAAGAUGAAGUUCCUUUAUUGGUUUAUGAGUACAUCUCUGAAGGAACUCUAUAUGAGCACCUUCACAACCAACGUGGCACGGGUUGGUUAAAUUGGCAAAAUCGUUUGAGAAUUGCCAUAGAGACAGCCACUACACUUGCUUACCUUCAUUCAUUUGCGUCCAUGCCUAUAAUUCACCGAGACGUCAAGUCUGCCAACAUAUUGUUAGAUAAUUCUUACACAGCUAAAGUGGCCGAUUUUGGAGCUUCAAGGCUCAUCCCUCUAGAUCAAACACAUGUGGCUACAUUAGUUCAAGGUACAUUUGGGUACUUGGAUCCUGAAUAUUUUAGCACAAGUCAAUUGACAGAAAAAAGCGAUGUUUACAGCUUUGGAGUAGUUCUGGCAGAACUUCUAACGGGGUUAAAACCUGUUUCUGGUGAUAGAAACGAAGAGGACAAGAAUUUAGCUGAUUAUUUUGUCUCAUCCGUGAAUAAGAAUAGCUUGUUUCACAUUAUUGAUCGCCGCAUUUUGCGGGAAGGGAGUCUUGAGCAACUCCAAAAAAUGGCUGCACUGGUGAAGAACUGUCUUGAAUUGCACAGGGAAGAUAGGCCUACAAUGAAGGAAGUGGCUAUUGAACUCGAAGGUUUGAGGAAGUUAACUGGAAUGUCUUGGCCUAAUCAACAGGGACAGGAAAAGAAUGAAGAUGAAUCAUCAGAUCUCUACACCGUUGCAACUAGCUCCAAUGCGAAUACCACCAAUUUCUCAGAAGAAUACAUUUCGGCUAGUUCCCGUAUGCUCUAUCCUACAGAUAAUGACAUGUAA